Histoplasma capsulatum G186AR is the source of this 1603-nucleotide messenger RNA. RefSeq lists its product as uncharacterized. Lineage: Eukaryota; Fungi; Ascomycota; Eurotiomycetes; Onygenales; Ajellomycetaceae. The coding region runs from base 1 to 1155 and encodes 384 amino acids. Gene Ontology annotation, biological process: positive regulation of catalytic activity. The record is from RefSeq and is a predicted model, not a curated record. The transcript has 3 exons. Gene Ontology annotation, cellular component: fungal-type vacuole; cell periphery.
AUGGCAAUAUAUGGAGAUUACCUUUUACACCCCCAGCCUCCGGAAACUCAGAGUGGAGGAUCCGCCAGCAGGAAGUCGGAGUUGUCGCCGGUAGACCCUCCCCUAGUGAGGCAGAAAUCGGGCACGUCAGUUGCGCGAUCGAGCGUAAACGGGGAUGUGGGCCACUCAGGACUUCAAUUUUCGCACGACCGGAGUUCCCUUCGGCCGAAGAGUAGAGCUCAAUCGGUGGGGGUGAGCAUCGGGACUCAAUCUAAUAGCGUUUUCCGUACUGCGAGGACAAUACCAGCAUGGGUGCGAAUUGCGAAUGAAACUACUGGCCUCCCGGCCCAUUCCCAUUUGGCUUCCCCAGAACUUGCAGGUGUCCGAAUCGCCCAACACCACUACGUUCCUCGCGAAAAACAGCAAGCUUCAUAUACGAACUCUGGCUACACCAGAAAAGGCCCACGGGAAUCAAGAUGGAAAACAUUUGCGAAAGCUAAUGCAUACCCGCGGCCGUCUACAGAUCUGGAGGAGAAACUUGUUGAUCACGACUGGCUAGACGAAAACAUUGGAGAUUAUUCGGGCCCCUGGCUGGGCCAUAGUACCAAUGUAAAAGACCUAGAGAGUGGCCAGCAGGAUUCCAAACAGCGGAAGGUAAAGCGGUUGAGUAAGGUCCAGUCGAAGAUCCUCCGAAGUCCCAUUGUUCCUCUUUUAAUCCGCCUUACGGUUUUUAUCUUUUCGGUCGUCGCCCUAGCUCUAGGUGGUUCUAUCCAUUCCUAUGCCACUAAAUAUGGUCACUCGCAAGGCCCCUCUCCAGAUUUGGCGAUUAUAGUAGAUUCUAUAGCUCUGGUCUAUCUAGUGUAUAUUACUUAUGACGAAUACACUGGAAAACCUUUAGGGCUCCGGCCUGCUAAGGCGAAGCUGCGGCUUAUAUUCCUGGACCUGAUCUUCAUCGUCUUUGCGUCGGCCAAUCUCAGUCUGGCGUUUGAAAGUUUGUCAGAUAUCCAGAGUUCGUGUGGAUCCGGGGAGAUUGACGGAAAAUUUGACCCAACAAACUCAAGUAUCUGCAAUCUGCAGAAGGCGUUGGCUGCUGUAUUGCUGAUUGUACUGGUAGCAUGGCUUACGACCUUCGCCAUUAGUGUUCUAAGGGUUGUGGAGCGAGUAACGGGCAAGUAAACCUUUUCUAUUUCGAAAGCAUUUUUCUUUCCUUACUAUCAUUUGCUAUUUUAUUGUUAUCACUACUAUCAUUAUCUUCAUAAUUUAGUGAGUCUACAUAUUUUCCUUUCAUUUCCCCAUUGCAGGAUUUUAAAUGCAUAUUCUCAUGCCAACUUUAUAUCCAUUGCAUCCUCACCCGUUCGUUUUUCGGAUUUUAUUCCUUUUUGAUUUCAUUCAAAUCCAUUUCUUAUCCUCUACGAAUUUCCGUUUGGUUCAUGUUUUCACCCUAUCACAUUUUCCUUUUUGCGCAAAAAGUGAUAAGGGCUUAGAUGCAACAGCAAGCUUUAAUUUCUUUGAUUCCCCGAAUGUAUUUACUUUUUUGUAUAUUUUCCAGGCACGGAUUUCAUUGUUUUUGUCCCUCACUGCUCAUAACUCAAGGUUGAUAUACAUCGAAUAAGUUUCUUAAGUU